AUGGGGACCGUGACUGACUAUUCAGUUCUGCCUUUGUUGUCAUCACCUCAUUUCGAGGAUUUGUCAUCGCGAGUUAUCAUUCCUUUCGUCCUUGGUAUCUAUGCAGUCUACUAUCUUGUUAGUGCCCGAUCGGUAAUUGAAGAACAUGCCUACUGACCUAUUUAGCGCCCAAAGGUGUACGCACGUCCGUCAAAAAUGUCAUAUUUUUUCACAAAGCACAUGGAGUCCGUCAGAGAAGUGUACACACCGUUUAUUUGGGGCUUUACGGGUCGCAUGCAGACGUUACUUCGCCCAUUAUUCAAGAGGGUUCCAAAGCUAAAGUACGAAGAGUAAGUGCAAGUCUUAUCAAUGUAACAUGCGGCCAGAGAAAUGGUUUCCUUUUCAGAUGGCGGUGAGGUGAAGUUGUCCUGGUAUUCAGACGCGCCAAAUGUUGAUGAAUCCUGUCCAAUUGCGAUAAUUCUACCUGGCCUCACGGGCUGUGCGUGUAGCCAUUAUAUUGCUACAAUUGUCCGAAGCAUCGCACAGCAAGGAUACCGGUUCGUUGAUUUACGACAGAACAUAUUGUUUCAACAGAACCCCAGUGUAUAUCAUCUUCAAACAUAGACAAAUUAUAGUUGAGGCUAUAGCCUCAAUCUUUACCGAUGGGACCUUCGUUCCAAACGUUUACUUCAAAUAAUUUAUUGAGUAUCUUUUGUUUUCCUUCAAGAUCAUUCUCACUUUUCGUAGGUUAAGCCAUUAAUAGCGACUUUUUGCUACGAUCCGACAAAUAAAAUAUUUGAAAACAAUCUGCGGCUGGAUGUAGAAAGGUCAAGGUGGUUCACCUCUACAUUGUGGCUUCUUGUCUGAUUGCACAGUCUUCUGCAUAAUACGGCGUUUCUCUAGCAGAAUCUAGGAUGACGUUGAAUCCCUGGAACACUUUAGUGGGCUUUUAAAAAAGGGGGCGCGGAUGGAGGCGAAAAACAUUUGGGCAAGGCGCGAUUAUUUACAGCGUCGCAAAGAGAACACGGGAAGUGAAUAUGGAGUACAAGCAUAAAUCAUUGGUAAAUGCAGCAGCAAAAACUUCUUGACAAUCAGAAAAGCCCAGUCAUUGGCUAACAGCCCUAAAUAGAGCACACAAAUAGAAAAUAACCAUAAAAGGGCGCCCAGCAGAUAAGUUUGACCGCAGCAAAGGACGAAGUCCGCCGCACAUAAAAAGGGCAAAACCAGCACUUAAACAUGAACGUGCUUACUUAUACUGACUUACUUUGAGUCUUCCACAUUCUAACUCAGCCGUCCUCCGUGGGCGACGCGUCGGCUGCUAGAGUUACGUGGCCCAUCCACGAUUACCGGGCACCACCUGGUUCCUAUCCUUAAACGUGUCCAGCUUCAAUCAGGCGUUUUCGAUCAUGUAAACGAGAAAGUAGUCAGUGUAGCCCAUCCCUCAGCCUUGGAUAUAUCGUCUUUCACCGGUUGCCUUCAUGGACGCAACAUUUAACGCGUUGUAGUAGAUUCAAACGCUUCCGAACUAUUGUAGGGAGACAUGUUCUGAUUGGCCAUGAGAAUGAAUUCCUCAGUAUCGGACUCUUUUCCUCUUUCCCCACAUGCACCCGUACACUGUCCGAGGCAGUAGACUGACUGAAAAUUAAAAUUGGUGCAGUGACUUGCAUAGCACGAAAGUCAACCUACAGUGUACCGUAUGCAAGAACGACCGAUAUAAUGACCACGUACAAGCCCUGCGCAGCCUAGUAGACGCGUGCUACGUACCAGUAUGACCAGAAUAUGUACAAAUCUGUGCACAAGCCCAGAGGCUAAUGCAUGCACAUGACUGUGUCUAAUUGGAUACGCUUAGAACGUCAGUCCUUAUUAAUUUAUUCCCUCUUCGACUUUCGCAUGAAAUUACGACGUUCCUCUAAAACUAACUACGUGAAUGUUCCGACGGCCGUCUUGUUCAGAACAUGCCAUGUAUGGAUUUUUCCGGUCUAGCGCUUUACCUCGCAUGUGACUUAUGCGAAAUUUAGUAGUGCCCGCUGACAAGGAAAGUGUGACUGCUUUGAAGGAACACGCGAGCCUCUGCGUCAUUACUUUUAUUUACGAUCAUUUAAGCUUCGCCAAGAUUUGCAUGCAGACCGUGUCAACUUGCGGAUUCUGGGUCGUUAGGGUCAUUGUGCCUGUCAAGCCUUAAAGUGAAGGAGUAACUUUUGUUGCUUUAGACUAACUUUUUUUGCAAAACCUCGCUGCGACGAGGGAGGUAUGUGUAUCAGAUUUAUCACCAAUAUUUGAUAUGAAACCGUACGAAACCUGUUUACAGGAAGCGGGGGUUCAUGGUGAUUUUUCACGCGUCCUUAAGUCAGGCAAUGAACUUUUGUUGCUUGGUAGCCACCUGUAAAUGCUAAUUUAUUAGUGCCGAUGCGCAUUUCUACCGCCCCCCGUUUCGCGGCAAGGCCAGCAUUUGAGUUGGUCUCACAUUCUCAGGUUGAGUGUGGGCGCAAUUCUAAAUAUAUCGACAAUAGUUAGAAGGUACCUGCACAAAUUGGUGAGUGGCAGUUCAGUCUUUUCUUAAAAACCUGGAAUGGUUUUUUGCGGAGUCGCAAUUUUUCAGAUUCCUUUGUUAGUGAAUAGCUAGUCAUUCAAGUCAUUUUAAAGAUUAAGGCAAAAAUUGACGGAUGUUUUUGACAUAAUGAACAAUUUGGUCGACGCAAACAAAACAGCUGCGACCCUAUAUUGAAGUUUCGCUUAUAGUCAUAGCUGCCGCAUUCGCGCUUGUGAUUUACGUAGCUACCUGAUGACAUAUACUGUACUACUUUACCUGUCGGCUACGGAAGUAUACUUAUUUUUGUCUCCUUUUGCUCGCGAGUUCAUUCUUCUAUUUUACUGCCUUUAGAUGUGUUGUCCUAAAUAAUCGCGGGACCUGUGAGCAGAAGUUGAAGGUCAGUCUUUUUCAUCCUGAGUUCCAUCUGUCGACCAUAAUGUUUUGUCACAGACUAGUAGUCGAUUUUGAGCUGAAGUAUCGUGUGGUUUAACCUGUCAACCGAUUCGAGAACCAAGAAUUAAUUAGUUAACGUAAUCCUAGGCGGCCGUCUUUUGACAUCGGCUUAUCCUUUGUUUAUUCUAAUACCUCUGUUUUUGGUUUUUCGGUGAAUUGUAGCUGCUGACGGUGUGGCAGCAUUGGUAAAUAUGGCAUAUAAAUGUUUAAUUAAGAUAAAUUCUUCGAGAAGGUAAUCAACUCCAUUCUGUAAAUUGUCGAUGCCAGACACCCAGAUUGCCCGACAAAUGUGCAAACAUUUAACUUUUUAAGCGUAUCUUACAAAAGACUCUGUUGUCGGCUGUAGUUUGUGCUAAUAGGCGGACUCGCUGGUCAACGUGCUUUUAGUCAAACGCCCGAAUAUUAAGCCACGGGCUCGUCCUGUCGUCUGCCAUCCAGGAUAUUAAUUCGCGUGUAAGGGUAUUCACCGAUCUACUUUCAGCAGGCCACAUGCUAAUUCACUUGUGGUGUUUGAGUUCCAUCUAAAUAACCACAGAGUGGGAAGUACUAAGUCGAAAAUACCGACGAAAGCCGGGGCGGCCGUGAUGGUAUUUUCGGCUAACUAAUUGCGUUAACCAGUCAGAAACCUACCCUGGAUGACCUCUGUUAUUCAAACCGUAGGAGAGUAAGUAGCGCACAAUCCUUUCAUUCUUUUAGUUUGGAUAAAGUUCUGAGUAUCAACAGCGGUGUACAGAUCUGCAGCCGCACCUACUUCGGAUAAAGAAUAGUGCACUGAAUUUUCACCUACUUGCUUACAGAAGGAAUUACGAAAUCUGCUUGGUUGGUUCUUAGGUCUUCUGUCACAUAUAGCUCAUUGCCUUUUGUGGCAGAGAGCUAAGAGCGAUUGCCUUCGUCAUCCCCAUUCACAGUCUUCUUCCUCCUCUCACUUCCACCACCACCACCACCACCACCACCACCACCACCACCACCGCCACCAGCUGCUGCUGCUACUGUAUCGUAGUCAUCGCCAUAAUUACAGUAACUUGCACGACCACCGGACAGAAUCUCAAUCAUUUAAAGUAUGCUCCUCGAAGCGCGGUGAGGUAAACCGCCAAACGCUUUGAAAGUAGUGGGAGAGUGACUCAAGGUUGUUGCUAUUCCUAGUUUAACAUAACUUCAGACGGUCUUUAACGCGAGGAAUAUGCACGAUCGUCAAUUUUUCUUGGCAAUUACUUUGCUGACCUGAUGUGUCUCGACGCUCUCUUUCAGUCCUUUCCAGUUUGAGCACAUUAUGCAUGAUUAUAGGACAACUUAGCUGGGUAAAACGCAGUACAUGGUUGCCGUUUGUGCCAACAUGCAGGGGACUUUCCGUAUAACACACACAAGGACACACAACACAUUUCUCUGCCAUCUGAUCACGCUACUGGACUCUUAUUUUGCCUCCUGCUUAAAUAACCGGCUCUUGUAUGCCCCAGUCGUCAUGGAACUAUCAAAGUGUGCAAAUAAUUUAUCAAAGGAAUGUUGUAAUGCACAACUGAACUCCUUUCCUGCUACGUCUGUAGAAAUGUGAUUCGCACAUAGAUAGAACUGCCCACUUACAUGGCGAGUAUUUUUACUGUGACCGUAUAAACGAUGGUCAGCAGCUUUUAACCUCACUGUGAUUACUAAGCCGCGUCUAUGCCGAUUUAUUGCAUAGGGUUAGCUCAAGAUCGGCAAGUUGAGAUUGAUCAGUCUAAACUAAAUUGCACGUCACUUAGAAUUCUAAAUGGGUGCUCUUGGAACAGGCCCUGGCUUUCUGAUGUGAGGUGCGGAGGGCCUUUUCAAUGUUGUGUCCCCGAUAGUUCUCAGGGAUGCUAUUCCCACUGCUAUGGGCGGAUGAUGGUGCAGUCGUUUGUUCGGCAGACAAUCUUCACAGAUUGCUGACUCCGACUAUCUUCGCAUUUUUCUGGCCUUCCUCUUUGUCAUUAUCAGUGCUAAUUAUAGGAGACUUUGUGCAAAUCUAAAUCGAAUGACUAACGAGACGGACUUUUGGCAUUAGCGAAACUCAUGCACCUUACUUGCACCUACUGAUCAACGUCGGACAGUCAUGCGAACUAAUCGGUCUUCCCUCAUUCUUGACUCUUAACGCUUUUCCGUUUCCUUGCGAAGAGAGUGUUCUGUUGGUAUCCGUGACCGGGCACCUCAUAUUGCAGACCAGUGCCAUUUCGAUCGAGAUUGCCCAAGAGGCUUUGUAUGUUCAGAAAUCUCCUGUAUAUAACACGUUUUUUCUCUGUCUCCCUCUCUUUCAUUCUCUCGCCCUCUAUCUAUCGAAUAAGAGACAAGUAAAUCAUUUUUUUGUCUACGGCACACGACUACCAUGACAAAUUUCUCGAAGUGCGCCCUCUCCAGACCUUGAACAUUUUGGAGACACGAGUCCCAUUAAAACGGAUUUACCAGUAUUUAACGGAACUAUGUCUAUCACCGGUGCCACAACUUUACCUCUCUGUGGGAUAGGAAAAAAUGGUGACAUUAGGCCUGGUGCGUAUUUUAUUGGCAUUUUUUUCGCACACAGACUCCUCGAACCUACUCGGCUUCUGACACGGAAGACGUCUCCGAGGUCAUCUCACUUAUUCACAGGCGUUAUCCCCGUGCACCGCUCACUGCCGUCGGUAUCUCCCUGGGCGCGUAAGUGACCUUUCAAUCCCUCUGUUCAGGAUGAAUUCGUUUCCUUUUAAAAAAUUACCUGACGAGCUACACACACACACACAGUCUUGUUCAGAGUCGAGUAAUUGCAAGAUGUACGGCUUCAUGGGAUUUCCAUAUUCUCGGGACGUAGUUACAGGAUCUUCUACUGGGUGCUGCGGUCGGUGCGAACCCCUCCCUCCGUCUGGAACUGCAACUAAAGUCCGCUCUAGUAUAAAACGAACGUUCUUGUCAGUCCACUGUUUGGAGCGUGGGCUUCUCGAAAAUACGCUGCCUUGUGUGGGUUUGUGCCACGUGAAUUCCACCAUCACAUUGGGAUGUUUCUUUUAUUCACGAUGUGUUGGUACGUACUGGUUCCAUCCUUGCUUUCUCGGUGGCGGCUCCAGUGCAGCUUCUGUCGAAGCUCAUUUCCUAUUCCCUGGACUUGUAUCGCCGAUCUGUCCCUCACACUUCAUUCCUUCAAAGAUCAGCGGAAAAGUCUUCCGAAGGAAUUGAUUUUGCUGACAGGAGGAUUUUCCUUUCCUCAUUUGGGUGAAGCAGAUGGGAGAGAUUCUAGAACUAAAUUCUUCACAACCAUCUAUAGUUAGAAUUACGUCUUUCCUUGUUUACAUGCUUACAGCAAGACGUCGAAAAUGUUCGCAUGAGACCUUUUCGUGGUUAGAUUUUGUCGACCGGAAGACUUCCGCAUUGGAUGACGUUUUCCAGCCCUUCUCUUCACGACUGCGAAUGUCUCGUCCAAUUGGCGAAGUCGAACCUUCGCCUCGACAUUUUCCCCUCACCACUGCGGCAUUAGUUCAACAAAGAGCCGUCAUGCUUCCAUGCAUGUGGGGAUCAAGGAGAGUUUGGAUUUGCACUGGUCUGCAGUCUGAUAGACUAUGCUGUUAUUUUUUUAACUAGUUGUCUUAUGGAUGCAUCUUUCGAAACUCUUUUGAUACACAAAUUAUUAUUAUGUCACCAAUGAAACAAGACCAUCGCAUAACGUCAUAAAAGAGUUAAACUUCUUGUUGCCAAGCCGUCAGCAAUCUGGUUUGUUUUGAUAUUUCGCGAUUUCGUUGAACACGACGUUCGCAAACCAGUACCGUUGCUGUCACUACGGUGAAUUAUGCAAUGUUUGUAUAUUACUGGUGGCCUAUUGGCAGUUGGUAAAUUUUACGAGGUUAUCCCACUGCAGCUGAUGGAUUUCGGCCCAAAUAUUCCUAUUAAGCUUCACCCGACCUACCCCACAUUAACGCGUUAAUUUCUGAAGAAAUUGAAAAAGCUAAAAUUUCGAAACUGACGUACCUACCAGUCAACCCACGACGAAGGCUGGGAACCCUAGUGAUUAGCCGAACCCUUUGCAGCUGUUUCACUCAGCGGCAGAAUAUCGAUGAAACAGUCGUGUCUGAGCUGUCAGUAUGGUAACUCAUGCAGCACAUAGAAAGUAGUCUAUAGGAGCUCCAACAUUUGAGGCUACUAGUCAAGGGUUAACAACUAAGACUUGAAAGUUUUCUGUAGACCAUCCUCAAUGGCUUGUCAGUAGCGUCGUAGGCCUAUUUUCUUGCCCCCUCCCUUGUUUUUUGCGUUUUUCUUGCCCUUGUUUCUCUUUUCCAAUUUUCCCUUCUCGCUUUCUUCCCCUUCUUCCACAUCUCCCCCUUACGCCGUCUUGCCAACUGGUAAUUAUAUGUUUCCACCUUUUAAGCGUAUGAAUAUCCUUGCUCGUGCGCAGCUUCGCGUCGUGGGUGUAAGAGCCACACUAACCGCUACACGGUGAAUGUCUGCGUUUGACUCCUAACCCAUAAGUGUUGCUUUGGUAGGCGGCGCUCACCAAUCCUUCUUACGGAACACACUCGUUCCGUUGUGGCUUACGGGCCCUCCCUCGAGCCCAACCAGCAGCCGCACAGCGGCGCAUCAUAUAGGCAGUAUGUUAUUACCGACAAAGACAAGGGAGACUGUAAUGGCCAUGUCUGAGCCACGAGCCCGUUGCCCUCUCGAUUUCGAUCGGGAAUAUACAAUGGUAGCGGACGCUCACCGAUCCUUCUUACGGAACUCACUCGUUCCGUAUUGUUUUGUCUAUCCAUCCACGUUACUAACUGGUACUUAUUAGUCGGUCGUCAGCCAGCCAUUACCCAACCCCGAAGUGUGGAACACCCGAGGCUCGAACUCGCGAUCCGUUAGUUAGAAGUUCACGCCUCUAACUACUGGGCCACGAGCCCGUCGCCCUGUCGGUUUCGAUCGGGAAUAUACAAUGGUAGGGACGCUCACCGAUCGUUCUUACGGAACUGACUCGCUCCGUAUUGUUUUAUCGAUCCAUCUAUGUUAAUAACUUAUACUUUGCCUGAUUACAUCUAGACUCAUUCUCUUCAACUACAUCUCCUCCUUCGGUGAAGAGGCGCUCUCGGAGGCCAACGACUUGAAGCUGGCCCCAAAGAUGGAAAACGGCGACAAGAAGUGUCCCCUCCAGGCUGGAAUGUGCAUUUCAAUGCUAUGGAAGCUGGGCGAGUCGUCACGGAGUCUGGAAAGACCUCUGGACUGGUUGCUCUUCAAUCGCCCGCUCACAUCACUCCUCUGCAGGAUUGUUCACAGGAACGCUGACGUGCUGUCGGACAAAUUUGAUGUUCCCCGAAUUCUCCGCGUAAGCCCACGUAAUUCUCUCCCUCUGAAGUCUUCUGUUUGCAAGUUACAAGUAACCAUCGGCGGCGACUCACUAUAUUUAAAAGUAAGCCAGACUCUCUGUACGUUCACAUGGUUUCGAGGCACAAGGUGUUCACGCCACUCACUGAUCGCGGUUAAUUACAAUAUCCCUUUUCGGUUUGAAACAUUGAAGCACGCUUCGUGCGUUACUUGUAAGGGAAUGACAUUCUUAUACCUCGUAUAUUUCUAAAUCGACAUUCUUACUCAUUGCACGCCAUCGACUAUCCGAGCUGAUUUUCCAAACUUGUUGCAUGCUUAACAGUCAAAUCGGGAAGGUGGGAGAUGAGUAUUGAGUAAAGGAGCGCUCGUGCCUUUAUGGACCAUAAAACUCUUGCAUUUGUCUUUCUUGAAGGCGUACACGCUCACUUUAAGCACUACCCAAUACACGCAGGCCGAACCGAGCGAGCAUGCUCUGCUCUACAAUCGAACAGGGGAAACCUCAUCUUCAGUUUACUUUACGUGUCCGAUCGCAACCAACAGGGCAGUCAACCGAUGGCUCAACAUCACGGCAUUUGACUUUAAUGCCCAAUAACCGAAAAACCCGUGUUCGAACUUCAUGAUAUUUCAACCUGAAUGGAAGUGACUUACAGGGGGCAAAUAAGACGCAGACGCUUGUUUCAGUAUUUCUCGGAAUUUUUGCUGCGUUGACUCCUUGAUCUGCGGCUCCGUUGGCCAUGAAAAGGCGCUGAAGACGUUUAGUUAUGAUACCGAAGGCCCCCCUGCCACGAGCUGAGACAACAACUGUCAUCUACCGGGUCCAAUGCAGCUCUUGUGAAGCCAACUACAUCGGAGAGACAGGCAAACGGCUAAAAACUCGUGUUAACGAACUAAAUAAACGCCCGGACAUGUGUUUCGCCGAUGUUCUGUCCUUGCGUGACAUAACUUCGGAAGAUUCGGCUCUUCAGUGGGUCCUCCAGCGUCCUCUAUGUGGUGAAGUCCGGUGACAGAACUGUCAAAAAUUUGGCGAGUGCGUUCUUAUAUUGACGGCGUCCUUGAGGCGGUAUCUCGUCUUCUAACACCACUGGGGAUCGUCAUCGCCAUCGGCCAGAGUCAAAAAUUCGACAUCUAGUCAUGAGACCUACGACCCCCUGCCAUGCGGUGAAACAACAAACGCCAUCUAUCGGAUCCAAUGCAGCUCCUGCGGACUGAGCUAUAUUUGAGAGACCGGCAAACAACUGCAGAUCCGUGUUGGAGAACACAUGCUGGCAGCAAGGAGGAUGGACACGUUGUCUCUGGUGGCAGAACACUGCGCAAACUCUGGACGCACGUUCGCCCACCAGUAUGCCGAAAUCCUGGGCCGAGAAAAUGACCGCAUAGCCAAGAAAACAAUCGAGGCCUGAUGCAUCGGCGCGAGCUCCAUCAACCACUGUAUAGCGCUUUCCGAAGCCUACCGGGUCCUCCGGGCGCAGCUUAGUGAAAGAAAUGGCAAACGCGAGCUACGAAAAGACAGGAAUCCAAAGACGGCCUGAUCCAUGGGGGACACACAAGCAGCUGAAGAAGUUGCAAACGUCACUUCAGCCGCGUCAUCCACUAGUCCGGCAGGUGAGAAAACGGACGGUCGCGGUAACGCAAACGGACCCGGCGACGGUGUUAUCGUCACUGUCACUUAUCCGACAGGUGAGAACACAGACGGUCGCGGGGUCGCAAAAAAUUGCCAGCCUAGAUCGAGAACUAAGAUCAGUGCUGACAAGUGCGAUGACGGCUAGCGUCCGAACUCCGACCCCUCACGAGAGGUUAACCCGUUGUAACAAACUCGUCAGCACCUAUAAAUACUAUGAGGCACAGCAGAACACUCACCUUCUACGAUGAAGGGUUGUUUGGUUUUGAAACGUCAGGGCAAUAUAAUGAUGGUUCCCGAGAUCGCCUCUUCUUCUCAUUUAUGCGUGUCUUCGCUUCUCUCAGCGCUAUAUACAGUGCGUGACCGAUCUCAUGAAAUGUUGGCCGAAAUUCUGAAAUUCGUUUUCUAUUAGGAAGGAUUAUUUAGGCGGGGUUUUAAUAUUGAUUAGCAUGCAGCAUAAUCCUAUAGCAUUUCGGACUCGGCAGGAUGUUGGCUUUUGUAUGCACUCCUUCUUGACCUCCUGCAGACACCGUACUCGGUCAAAAAUGGACAUGCAUUUUUCGUAUAGAUUUUCGAUGAACCUAUAAGUUCACAUAUAUUUUACAGAAAACGUGCACAAGAAUGGCUUUCUUUUACUCAUUUGGUAGAAAACAACAUUGUCUUUGCAUUUAAUGCACGAAGAAAGUGUAUAUUUAGGUUUUGAAAACGUUUCCCAGUUCCUGAAUAAUUUUGAACCCGAUCUGCCAGUGCAUUAGAGUUUGGCGAUCACUUAUAUGUAUAUGUAAUGCUGCAAAUACAUUGACCGACUGGGUUGGUGGAUCUGCGGGCCCAGAAAAUCAUCUGACUAAUCUCAGUAGUAAGUUUGAUGCGGCCUUUAUUAAAGUUGACUGGUGUAUUACUCGUCUGCUGGGAGGACGUUUUACUCUUAAGUGAAGCUCAAUCUAUCAAGUGGACGGCCACAUUUAGUAUUACCCAGUGGAUAAUUUCAGCGUCUGAGCAGUCCGAGAGGUCACGCGCGCAAAAUAAUCGGUCUGUCACUGAUGGGGGAGGCAUCGCGUGUCAUGACGAUGAAAUGCUGCUACAAUUCGGUGCUGAUGAUUUAUUGUCCUGAGUGACCUUUCUUCUGACUUCCCACUAGCGCCUACUGUGUUGAUUUUCGGUGGAGGACGAAAGUGGUUUAAGUGAAGCUGGGCACCAAAACUAUAAUUUAUGGCAGUGCGUGGGAUGCUUUUUCAACAUGACCCAGAGCAAACGGCCAAAUGUUUGUCCCCAAUUCCUCACUGACUUGUGUCCCUGCACGGAUCAAUAGCUACUGGAUAAAAUUGCCAAGACUUAUUGUGUGCUAACUGCCACUGCUUCACUCUUAGUUAUUUAGGACCACCACCGCUGCAAGGGAAGGACUGGAAAUUGGACUGAUCAGAUUUAUUACGUACACAUCUACGCGUGCCACAUACGUGCUAGCCACCGUGAAUGUGCGCUCCACUCUAAUGUCUCGCACCUUACAAUUACCAUAGCGUCUUUAGGGCCACAUUAGGCGAGAGCCAUUACGACCCAAUCCUCCCGUCAGUUUGCAACCUCCCGAACCGCAAUUUUGUUGUGUAGGUGUGGCCUGAAAGCGCCUUGGAUUUUUUAUGACAAAGUAUGCUUUGCAUCGGCGCACUGGCAAAAUCAGGCGCAGUUGUGUUGGACCGACAGAAAGUUCCAGUCUGCAACCUUACACCCGCAACACGGCUGGCCUCUAUUUAUUGCACGGACCGGAAUGUGCCCGACUUGGCGGGGUGAGGGUAGUCUCGCGGGCUGCAGCCAAACUUCCUUAUCAUCAUUGCCACACUAUAUGCAUCACUCCCUAAUAAGGAGGCUAAUAGACGCUUGGAUCGGCGCCAUCGUCCUGACUGCCACUGCCGAUUGUAUCGUUUUUUUUUCAGAUUUCGACUGUUUGCGCGCUCCCUCUUUGCUGACACCCUAUACCGAAGCCGGGGCGCGCGCAUGAAUGCCUAAUUUAUCCCACAGGAAUUCUUAACUCUUUCAUCUCUCUCUCUCUCGCCUCUGCCAACCUUUCGGCCCCGAACAGGGCGCUUUUUGCAGGCGAAGUAUCGCUGUGCGGGCACGUAUUCUGCAUGUUCGCUUUUGACAAAAGUCUAACUUCCAGGCCUUACGAUGCUCUGGAGAAGUGCAGGGGGAGGAAAAGUAGGAUGGAAUUAGUACAACUGGUUUCGUAAAAUGUUACUACCAACGGAUAGCUAGAAUACUCUACCAGCGACAGGAUUAUCAGUUUUUACCCCAUUAUCUGUAACUUUUAAGUGUCCCAGAAAGUGGAAUCGUCGUGAACAGGCGCCUCUCCUGUCAACCCAGUCACCUUUUUGUCCCGUGCAUUCACGAAUGCGAGGUAAGAGAACGUUCUUGCCGGGUGGUGGUUAGAUGACUGCAGUCUGAGUAUAAAAAGAUUACUCUGCCUAUUGCAGCGACGACUACCCCCAAAGGGGAGGGGACACAGUGUGCCGGUGACAAGUAGUAGGUAAAGAAGACGAUCACGCAAAUCAGAUGGCAGAUUUAACGCAUCAGUAAAUGAAAUCCCAGUUUCCACCAUGGUUGCUAGUUAGAUUACAAUUUCUUGAUGGGGCUUUUACAAUUACAGCUUCUUUUGUUCGCCUGCAUAGACUAGCGGCGGGGUGAGGAAGAUCGUAUGAUAGGACUCACGUGAUGUAUCAGAGUAUCUUUUGCAUGUAACGCCUUGAGCGCAUCUCUCUUUUGGCGUCCGUGCUAGAGCUGAUCACAAGCCGAACCCUAUGUGUGUGUCUGUGAUCGUACGGCUUCUAACAUCAUCACGGUCCGUGCUGCAGUAGUCUUUGUUUGCUUGAUGUUAUCUUGAAUCCGUCUUGUUGUUCUGCCUGAAAAACCUCUGUCAACUCAGGUGGUUGAAUGAGUCGAGCAUGUGCGAGUCCGUAAGCCACCUCGCAUCAAGAUCUAUACCUCACCGGGGUCAACCUCGUGACACGCUUGGUCGUGCCAGUUUUCGCCCUGAUUGCUGUGAGCAUAUUCCGGCUGCUUGAGUCAUAGGCGGAGCCUUGCCACUACGAGUUACAGGCCCGGUUCCGAAUAGAAAAUUGAGAAUUUUGACGCCAGUGGGGAGUGGGAGAGAGUAUUUUAUUCUGUGCAGAAUUAUUGGAUAAUGAGUUGAAGGAAGAUGACAGCCGGACUAGGGGAUACGCUCGACGCUGCGAGGGAAGAUGAUCCGAGUGUCUGUGAGGAAGGCGUCAGAGGGCCUUGAAAUUGAUUGACUGUUUUAUGAUAGCUGUGAUUGGCCGAGAACCAGGGACUCGGACCAGGUCGUCUAAAAGUGCGUAUCUGAAUAUCUCAAAAAUGACUUAUGUGAAUGACGGGUUUGACUAAAAAUCAGAGUCGCGGAUCGCACCUACCACAACACACCCAAAGAGACACAACCGAAACAUGGACAGGUGGGCGUACCGAAGGCGCAGCAAAACAAAAAGGAGUGCAGUAGGAGGAAAUCCAGGAGACCGAAAGAUAUGGCAAACUAAGGCGCCACAACAGAAGAACUCGCGAGAAAACAGCAAAGCCAAGGGUAGGAAAAAGGAGAAAAUGCAGUGGCGGUAGGCAGGCAAAUAGUAAUAGGAAACAGAAGUGAUUCAAACGGGGGUAGAAGGCAAAACGGACCUCCUUGACUUAGGAAUCAGCACAGCAGACCGUCUGUGUGUUGCGCGGACGUACUUUCACGCCUUCCCGCCACAACCAGCCGGGCAGUCGAACCUCACGACACGGCCGUUAACGCUAUUAUCGUUUCCGAACCCACUCGCACGCUCGCCCCUUCAUCACACACUUCGAUAAGCUUAAACCCUACCGAGGUCGCCUGCUAACCUGCUGCCCUGACUAUUUACCCAUCCUUCCUGCCAGCCAGGUCCCCCUGGUUGCCAUUGUGGUCACCGUCCCCUCACCUAUCGUCGAUCUCAACACUAAAGACAUUGCUCCACCUUGGGGGGGGGGGGGGCAAUGUAGACAAUAGACAGAAAAAGGUUAUGAGGCGAGCACUGUGAAACACCGUCCUCAACCGCCCCUUCGUUGACUGCUGGCCACCGACAUGAACGGCCGACAAAGCGGCCCCAUCCUAUCUCAGGGCGCCUUCGGUACGCCUACCUGUUCAUGGUUCGGUUGUGUCUCUGGGUCAUUGUGGUGCGUGUGAUCCGCGACUCUGAUUUUUAGUCAAACCCGUGAAUGACACAUCGACGCCUUGGACCCAUGAGAUCUACAGUCCCGACGCCUUCAUAAUUUAUUUGUUUCUGAAUCUCGACAGCUGGAUUAAUUCUUUAUGAAACCCUAAAAUGCAAAUGACGAGACGGCGACCUGGCAUCUGGCUAAUGAUUACUGCGGUAUUUGCCUACUGGCCGGCUGCAGGAGUGUAGCUGCCGAGUAAUAAACUUUCAGAGAGCAAGGGUAUGAUUUGUGGCCGGGCCAUUUUCUCCGGGAGCAUUUCUGUUGACCAGAAGAGCUGAGCAGCUAAUACCUUUGUGUGAUCACAAAUUUCGAAUUUCCAUAUCGUCACCAAUUAAAAGGGGACGCUAUAAUCACUAUUUAACAAUAAUAGUAAAUGAAUUUAACGCCCCUUUACAGGCAUUGUUUAAAAGAUACUGCACUGUCGUGUGUUUGCUCUGAUGACUGCCUUAAAGCAUCUUGACUACUCGCGCGCAACAGCCACUGCGCGGUCCUCUCAUUUCUGCCUCUGGCACGUACAAAUAAAUAUCGCCAGUUAUUUUCUAAUGGCGCAAUUUCUUCCACGAGUAAAUAACCCCAACCCUAAACCAUCCACUUGCCCUUUCAGAUUUUUGAGCCUUUGUGGUUGACUUUCAUUUAUCUCCCCGCGGCCGACCUGCAAUUCACAAAUUGACUGAUUAGAUUGUCUUAAACAUACAGUCACUUAUGCUUCGUCGUAAGAUGGAAACAAACGCCCAGUAGAUCAGGCACUAAUCUAUACAUUUAAGAUACCCAGCUGACUGAAUCUUAAGCCCGAAUGACCAUUACAGCCCACACCUUGCCCCCUACUCCUUUUUCAUUACAGAUCAACCAUGAGACCCGGGAGGGGGGGGGCUGUGCCUAAUCCCCGAAAGGCAGCUACUCCCUGCCGCGAAAGCACUACCUUUUCGCAGUCGUUUAAUUCUUCCGAAAUUGCCAGCGAUGCGUCAUAUGGUGCUGGAAACAAAUUGUCUGCGCGGGGGGUUUCUGAGGCCUCUUUCUCACUCCCCCAGUAGGCAUGGGGAUUUAGUGUCAAGAUAUUCCCUGAUCGCGAGCCUCCUUUUUCACAUUUUCCCGGUGGCAAAGAGGGGCCGAUCUUAAAUGACCUAUUCAUAGAAGUAUUUAAUUACCUUAGAAAAAAUUAGUUCGCUCGCAUUUGCACCGCGAUUGUUUAGACUGAGUUUUAAAAACUUUUCUAUCUCUGUUUUUCUCCAUUCCAACUCGUACAAUUGGCACUGCUGUCUGAUUUCUGCAUCACACAGAGCCGAUCUGUCCGUGAAUUUGACGAGAAUCUUACCGUCGAUAUGUUUGGAUAUUCUUCGGUGGAAGAAUACUACAAUCAGGCGUCACCGGCUAUCAAACUGGAUACCGUCAAAGUACCUCUCCUCUGCUUCGUGGCGGCUGAUGACCCUUUCGUUCCACUAAGCAGUAAGUAUCAGUUAGGAGUUUUUGACAGAUCACAAGAAGUCUAAAGAUGCACUGAGUUUAGAGGAGAGAGGGUGUCGGACAGUUGUCUGUGUGAUACGUCCUGGUCACUUUUCCUACUGCAUUAUUGCCACUACUUUAGGUGGCCUAACUCAUGAAAUGUCAAGCGAAAUUUCGAAAUGCGUUCUCGUUUCGAAAAGGUUAAUUAUGUAGGGUUGUAAACCUAAUCAUCAUGCAGCAUAAUGCUAUACUGAUCCAGUUACCUCAGGGUGUCGGCUUUCGAAAGAACUUAUUUUCGGCUGCAUGCAAGAUCUAUGCUCUGCAAAAAUGACUACGUAAGUAGCGCGCAAUUUUCCCAUUGCUUUUCGAUGCCCUUGAAAAUUCAAUUACAUGGAAACCAUGCAUAAAAAUAUUCAUUUUUUCAGUUAUUCCGUAGAAAAUCACGAUUCCUUCCAAUUUUAUACUCGAAAGGAGAGUAUAAUCCGGUUUUAAAAAAACGGUUCUAAUUCCCGAAUAAUUUUGACCCAGAUCUGCUGCUACACGUGCAUUCAGGGUUUCAAAACUACGGGCCGUAUCUUUUUCGCGUACGGGAAACCGUACAUUUCUCUACGGAAUUAAGAGGAGACCAUGUGGGGCUCAUACAAUUAAGCAGUGGAAUUGAGCCAUAUUGUUAGCCUUACAAGCCAAAUUGGUAAAUGCAGAGACAUGAUGUUCUAUGAACUGCCAUUUUACGGUUUUGAAGAAUCUGACGAUUAGAAACUUUUUGAAAACUGAAUUAUACCCUACCUUCGAGCAUAAAAUUGGAAAGAGACGUAAUUUUCUAUCGAAUGACCGAAAGGAUGAAUAUUCUUGUGCAUUGUUUCCUGAAAUAUAAUUGAAUUUUCAAGGACAUCGAAAACCAGUCAGAAAAUUGAAUGCUAUUUAAGCAGUCAUUUUUGCAAAGUAUAAUUCUUGCAUACAGUCGGAAAUAAGUUCGUUCUAAAGAAGGCACCCGGAGUUAACAGGAUCAUUCUAGAAUUAUGCUGUAUGAUGAUUAGUUUUACAACCCUACUUAAUUAAUCUUUUCGAAACGAGAGUGCAUUUCGAAAUUUCGGCUGACAUUUCAUGAGUACGCCCACCUACUGUAUGUCUGAUAACUCUAUACUUUAGCAAAUUACUCAGUCUCUUGUGUGUUUUGGCCCCAAAUUCCAACCCUUAACAUGCGAGCCGAAUUUGGCAUCCGCACUUCUUAGUGUAGCAUGCCUGUUUUCCACCCAGACGCAUUUUUGGACACAGUGGUACUUCACCCUAGUGCAGGGCUCUCUUAUUGCUUUCUGAUACAAUUCGGACUCCGUGCGGCUGCCCGUCUUAGUGAGUUUAUGAGUAAAAGUAGUCAGUCACCUUUGGUUUGCAUCACGUGUCGGUCCUUGCAAACAGCUGACUCUUACUCGUGCUCAUUACAUAUCUGUAGUUGCUGACCUAGCUGCCGAAAAGCAUGCAGGAUUGUCAUUGGUCAGGUUAAUCGCGUAUGCGAUAAUCUUUGCAGCACUUUUGGACCGCCAAAUUACAGUGAGUGACCGAUCUCAUGAAAUGGUGGCUGAAAUACUGAAAUGCGUUUUCGAUUAGGAUGGAUUACUUAGUCGCGGUUGUAAUACUGAUUAUUUUAAGACAUACUCUUAUAACAUUUCGGACUUGGCAGGAUGUCAGCUUUUAAAUGCACUCCUUUCCAAUCUCCUGUAGAAAGCGUGCUCGGUAAAAAAAAUGACUACUUAAGUAGCAUGCAUUUUUCCCAUUGAUUUUCGAUGGUGUUGCAAGUUCAAAUAUAUUUUAUAGAAACCAUAAACAAAAAUGUGCUUUCUUUUAGUCAGUCAGUAGAGAAUCACGUCUUCUUUAUAUUUUCUACUUAAGGAAGGAGUAUAAUUAGGUUUUUAAAAAGUUUUCUAAUUGCCGAAUAAUUUGGAGCCUGAUCAUUCGUUGCAUUAGCGCUUAGUGAUUUCACUCUAUAAGGUGCAUGCGUUCCACGUAAGGAAAGUCACAUAUUUUUCUGUGCCAUUAAAGAGAUAUCAUACAGAGUCCAUAAAAUUUUGCAAUGGAUGCGGACCAUGUUAAACAUUUCAUGAGGAGCGGCGGUAAACGGCCAGGUACGAUGCUAUGUGAAUGGACAUUUCGCGGUCUUAAAAAUUCUAAUAAUUAUGAGCUUUUUAAAAACCUAAUUAUACUCCUUCCUUAAGUAUCAAAUAUAAAGAAGACGUGAUUCUCUACUGAUUGACUAAAAGAAAGCAUACUUUUGCGUGGUUUUUAUAAGAUUUAUCAGAAUUUGCAAGACCAUCGAAAAUCAAUGGGAAAAAGGCAUGCUACUUAAGUUGUCAUUUUUUACCGAGUACGGUUUCUACAGGAGAUUGAAAAGCAGUGUAUUCAAAAGCCGACAUCCUGCCGAGUCCGAAAUGUCAUACGAUUAUGCUGCAAGAUGAUCAGUAUUACAACCGCGACCAAGUAAUCCUUCCUAACCAAAAACGCAUUUCAAAAUUUCAGCCAACAUUUCAUGAGCUAGGUCACUCGCUGUAUCUUCAAGAUCAACGUAGAUCCGUUGUUUUGUCAGCUCUUAGGUAACUGUAGUCAAGAGUGAUUGGAUUCUGCUCAUUCUAAAUUCUCCGGCCCAGACAUUUGAUUCGUGCACCUUCACUGACCGAGCACGAACACGGGAGUUCCAAGUCAAAAUGAGCAUCCAUCUCCCAGGUGAGCAAUUAUCUGGAGCCCCAACACAUUCUUGCCGCAUCCGCCUUAAUUGUUAAGCACAUUCAUCCACCGCAUGGCCUAUUCGGUUACGUGCGUAUCCAUGACAGCAGAAUACGCUGAAGUAUCGAUCUGCCUAGCACACCUUGCACAUCCACCAUCCCCAGCCCAGUCAUUUCCCCAUCGCCCUGCGCGCCCACCGCGAACAACGGCCGUAUUACCACCACCGAAACCGAGUCUGCGGCACCGGACCUAUCCUGUCCACGCUGUCACCGCACAUUCACCCCACGUAUCAGCCUGGCCGGUCACUUGCGAAUCCAUCGCAUGGCAAACCAGUGUCUGGAACACCGACAUACACCAGACGCCAUCGCCUCAACUACCCUACUUGAUCUCGCACAUUCAGUCGCCGCACGGACCUGACUCGCGCCAUGCGCAUUCUGGACUGUGUCUUGACGCCGGGCCCAGAUGGGGGAGGGGGAAGGGGGUGCGAUUGAUGCUGCGUAAGCCUGCUGUAGCUGUAAAAUAAAUCACGCGCAUCAGAUAUGUUCUCACCCUGCUGUGGAGCAGAGGGUGGGCGUUGAAAUCGAUGGUCAAACUGCCCUAUCCCAAUAUGCAUAUGCGCAUACAGUAGGUGGGCUAGCUCAUGAAAUGUCAACCGAAAUUCUGAAGCGCGUUUUCGUUUAGAAAUGAUUAAUUAGGUAGGGUUGUAAAAGUAAUCAGCCUGUAGUAUAAUUCUACAAUACUUCAGUUACCUCAGGAUGCCGGCUUUCGAAUGAACUUCGUUCCGGCUGCAUGUGAAAGCUGCACUUUGGAAAAAAUGAUUCCUUAAGUAGGAUGAACUUGUAUCAUUGAUUUUCGAUGCCCCUAGUCUAAUUGUAUUUCAUGCGAACCAUGCAUAAAAAUAUUCAUCAUUUGGCUCAUUCGGUAGAUAAUUACGUCUUCUUCUAAUCUUAUACGCGAAGGAAGGGCAUAAUUUGGUUUUCAAAAAAAUUUCCAAUUCCCGAAUAAUUUUGAACCCGCUUUACCGUUACACUUGGAUUCAGGGUUUAGAAACUACAAGACGUAUAUUUUCCGCGUACGGAAAAUCACACAUUUCUUUACGGUUAUAAAGAAGGGUCAUAUAGGGUUCAUAAAAUUAAGCGGUGGAUUUAUCCAUAUUGUCAACUGUACAAGCCACAUUGGUAAAUGCAGAGAUAUGACGAUUUAUGAACGGCCAUUUCACGGUAUUUAAAAGUCCUACAAUUAGAAACUUUGUUUAAGACCAAAAUAUGCCCUUCCUUCGCGUAUAAGAUUAGAAGAAGACGUAAUUAUCUACCGAAUGAGCCAAAUGAUGAAUAUUUUUAUGCAUGGUUCGCAUGAAAUACAAUUAGACUAGGGGCAUCGAAAAUCAAUGAUACAAGUUCAUCCUACUUAAGUAAUCAUUUUUUCCAAAGUGCAGCUUUCACAUGCAGCCGGAACGAAGUUCAUUCGAAAGCCGGCAUCCUGAGGUAACUGAAGUAUUGUAGAAUUAUACUACAGGCUGAUUACUUUUACAACCCUACCUAAUUAAUCAUUUCUAAACGAAAACGCGCUUCAGAAUUUCGGUUGACAUUUCAUGAGCUAGCCCACCUACUGUAUGCGCAUAUGCAUAUUGGGAUAGGGCAGUUUGGCCAUCGAUUUCAACGCCCACCCUCUGCUCCACAGCAGGGUGAGAACAUAUCUGAUGCGCGUGAUUUAUUUUACAGCUACAGCAGGCUUACGCAGCAUCAAUCGCACCCCCUUCCCCCUCCCCCAUCUGGGCCCGGCGUCAAGACACAGUCGAGAAUGCGCAUGGCGCGAGUCAGGUCCGUGCGGCGACUGAAUGUGCGAGAUCAAGUAGGGUAGUUAAGGCGAUGGCGUCUGGUGUAUGUCGGUGUUCCAGACACUGGUUUGCCAUGCGAUGGAUUCGCAAGUGACUGACCAGGCUGAUACGUGGGGUGAAUGUGCGGUGACAGCGUGGACAGGAUAGGUCCGGUGCCGCAGACUCGGUUUAGGUGGUGAUAAUACUGCCGUUGUUCGAGGUGGGCGCGCAGGGCGAUGGGGAAAGGACUGGGCUGGGGAUGGUGGAUGUGCAAGGUGUACUACUAGGUGAAUCGAUAUUGCGGCGUAUUCCGCUGUCAUGGCUACGCACGUAACCGAAUAGGCCCAUGCGGUGGAUAAAUGUGCUAAACAAUUAACCGACAGGGCAACGGGCUCGUGGCCCGGUGGGUAGAGGCGUGGACUUCUGAACCAACAUGUCGCGAGUUCGAGGCUCGGGUGUUCCACACUUCGGGCUUGGGUAUGCCUGGCUGACGACGGCUAAUAAGCCAGAAAUGGCCAUUCCAGUCUCACUUGUCGUUGUCGAUAAUAUCAUUCUGCCUAUAUAUCAUGCGCCGCUGUGCGGCUGCUGGUUGGGCUCGAGAGAGAGAGAGCCCUUAAGGCACAACGGAACGAGUGAGUGCCUUGGGGCUCCAUCUCUCGGUCUAGCAGCCGUAUAGCGGCUCGUUGUGAUCGGGCAUGGUCGAAGGACGCUCACCAAUCAGACUGCGGGCGGCUCUCGUCCCGUUUUUUUCCGCGGGGCUCAAUCUAGAGCAAUCGCAGGUAGUCGCAUAACGACUAGUACUAUAUGCUGAGAUAGGGUGCCGACACUUUAUAACGAACUUGAGAUUCCGUGUUGUAAACUGACAACUGUACCCGACACCUCCUCUAGACGCCAUGCUUUUUCAAUGUCCCACCUGCAGCUUAACCUUCAGUUGUCUCAUCUCCGCGUUAUCUUAUCCCCAAUAGGCAUCCCACUGGACGCUAUCGGGAAGAGUAGCCACGUCAUGCUAGUUCUCACCAAACACGGUGGACACAUUGGUUUCCUCGACAGCCUGCUGCCUACGGGCCCGAAUCUGAUGGACCGUGCAGCUGCCCAGUUUUGUUCCGCUGUCUUCGAGAACCUAGAGGAACUGUCGGUGGCAGCGCGUGAUCAGACGGUAGCAGAUGAACCGCAGACCGUCAACUAA
Molecule: messenger RNA, 21235 nt
Organism: Spirometra erinaceieuropaei
Lineage: Eukaryota; Metazoa; Platyhelminthes; Cestoda; Diphyllobothriidea; Diphyllobothriidae
Source: the annotation of a GenBank genome assembly